AGAGAGAGAGAGAGAGAGAGGGGAGACAGACCCUGCUGUAACAAUGUUGUCAGAUUUGGACCUAAUCGGUACCAUCCAAGAAGAUGAUGAAGUCCCCGAGGAACCAGAGUCUGAGGAGGAGGAAGAGGAGAAAAUCAUUCUAAACAAGAAGAAGCAGAAACAAGCUGGGCGCAAGGGUGAUUUUAACACAGAGUUCAUGUUUGGUGAGCGGGAUUUUCAGGCCGAUGACAGUUGGGUGAUGGAUGAUGUGAUGAAGCAGCUGAAGAAGAGAGUGGCCACCAGCCUAGAUGAUAAAAUCGAGACUGUGAGAAAGAGAAGGAAAAUUCAGGAACGGGCAGAAAAAGAAUCUAAGCAAGCAGAGAAGGAAGAUGAUGUGAAAAGCGAAGAAGAGGAGGAGGAGGAGGAGGAGGAGGAGAAAGACGAGGAGAAUGUUGAAGAUGGUGGAGAGAGUGAAGAAAGCGAUGAAGAGUUUUCAUCUGGGGAAGAAAAAGUGCUAACGAAAGCAGACACAUUAAGAGUUAAAGAGAAGAAAAGAAAGAAAAGAGCCCCGCUCUCUGGAUUUUUUGAGGAUGCUUCUCAGUUUGAUGAGAGUCUAACAUUUCAGGAUAUGAAUCUUUCUAGACCCCUCCUUAAGGCAAUCUCUGCUAUGAGUUUUCAACAGCCAACACCUAUUCAGAAAGCUUGUAUUCCUGUAGGAUUGUUGGGGAAAGACAUAUGUGCGUGUGCUGCUACGGGAACUGGGAAAACCGCGGCGUUUAUGCUUCCUGUCCUUGAGCGUCUUAUCUACAAGCCACGUGAGGCUCCAGUGACCCGUGUCUUGGUUCUGGUUCCGACACGUGAGCUGGGUAUCCAGGUGCACGCAGUCACUAGACAGCUGGCCCAGUUCACAGAAAUCACAACUUGCCUGACCGUGGGUGGUUUGGAUGUUAAAUCCCAGGAAGCUGCUUUGCGUUCCGGUCCUGAUGUUCUUAUUGCCACCCCAGGGAGACUGAUUGACCAUCUGCAUAACUGCCCCUCGUUCAGCCUGGACUGUAUUGAAGUGCUGAUUCUUGAUGAAGCUGACAGGAUGUUGGAUGAGUAUUUUGAGGAACAGAUGAAGGAGAUCAUCAAACUGUGUUCCCAUCAGAGGCAGACCUUGCUGUUUUCCGCUACUAUGUCUGAAGAGGUCCAGGAUCUGGCAUCUGUAUCCCUCCGAAAUCCAGUGCGUAUCUUUGUAAACAGUAACACGGACGUAGCCCCGUUCCUUCGCCAAGAGUUUGUCCGCAUCCGACCAAAUCGUGAGGGUGAUCGGGAAGCCAUUGCUUGUGCACUCCUGACGCGCACAUUCCAGGACCACGUGAUGCUCUUCACCCAGACCAAAAAGCAGGCACAUCGGAUGCACAUCCUGCUUGGUUUGAUGGGAGUACGUGUUGGAGAACUUCAUGGAAAUCUUUCCCAAACACAGAGAUUGGAGGCGCUGAGACGCUUUAAAGAUGAGCAGAUUGAUAUUCUGGUGGCCACAGAUGUGGCUGCUCGUGGUCUGGACAUUCAUGGCGUUAAAACGGUAAUCAACCUUACCAUGCCUGGCACAGUGAAACAUUAUGUACAUAGGGUGGGCCGUACAGCACGUGCUGGAAAAGCGGGACGAUCCGUGUCUCUGGUUGGAGAGGAAGAAAGAAAGAUGCUGAAAGAGAUUGUGAAAAAAGCACAGACUGCAGUGAAGGCGAGAAUUCUUCCUCAAGAUGUUAUUUCCAAGUUUCGGGACAGGAUUACAAAGCUCGAAAAAGAAAUUUAUGCCGUGCUGCAACUAGAAAAAGAGGAAAGGGAGAUGCAGAAAUCUGAGGCGCAGAUCAGUCUUGCCAAGAAAAAACUUGACCCAGAAGAAGGGUCAGAAGGACAGAUGAAGAGAACCUGGUUCCAGACCAAAGAGGAGAGGAAGAAUGAGAAAUUAUCACAUGCCCUCCAGGAGUUUGAUUUUGCUUUAAGAGGGAAGAAAAAACGCAAGAAGUUCUUGGCGGACACAAAGAAAAAAGGAGAGCUUACGCCGGAGGAACGCUCACAGUUCGAGGUGCUGAAAGCUCAGAUGUAUGCUGAGCGUGCAGCCAAAAGAGAUCACAAACCAAAGAGGGCUCGAGCAAUGCCUCCUGACGAAGAUCCUUCAGCCUUGAAGAUGAAAGCCAAGAAGAAGAAGAAACAUACUGUGUUUGAUGAGGAACUUACCAACACAAGCCGCAAAGCUCUGAAGCAGUAUCGUGCUGGGCCUUCAUUUGAAGACCGGAAGCGGCUGGGAAUUCAGCAAAAAAGGAAAGGCAGCAACUUCAAGUCAAAAUCACGGUAUCGUAGGAAGUGAGCCUUGUCUCGGUCGUGUCGUGUGGAUUAACGCUGUGCACCUUACUGUAUCAGUGAGAGGCAUCAGUUUGAAAUGGUGAAUCUGUUCUAUCUGGCUUGUGUUCCAGCUCGGAAUACCUCCCAGAUACGAGGACCCUGGUUUCAGAAGUUCCAUGCUUUCUUGUAUUUUUUUUUAUUUUCCUUUUUCUUUGACUUGCCCAAUACAUUUACAUUUCUAAGAAGACUCUGCUGAACGUGGGCAACAUUUUAGUCUUGUCACCUGAACGACAUGGUUAUGAUUGAUUUACUCCAGAUGGUGCACACUGGUGCAUUUUGGCAUAACGUUGUAAAAUGUAAUAUUUGGGGGGUUUAUUACAUGUACCAGCCUAUGUAGCCAUAAAUGUUUACUUCCUUAUUUCUAAGCAUAAAAAAAAAAAAAAAAUGUCGAGUAAGUGAAAAGUCAGGAAUCAAGUUCCCAUUCUCCUCAAAAGGGUUAUCGGAACACGUUGUUCAGAGUGGCUACUGGAGUUUAUUUGACCUCCCCACUGCUUUAUUCAAAUCACACUAAAUCAGAUGGGGGUUCAAUUUAAAAAUUUUUA
Messenger RNA from Pelobates fuscus (common spadefoot toad), 2906 nucleotides. It is a transcript of the gene DDX27, whose product is annotated as DEAD-box helicase 27. The transcript is spliced from 21 exons. Bases 44 to 2329 code for a protein of 761 amino acids. NCBI's taxonomy places the organism in Eukaryota, Metazoa, Chordata, Amphibia, Anura, Pelobatidae. Gene Ontology annotation, molecular function: nucleic acid binding; ATP binding; RNA helicase activity. The record is from RefSeq and is a predicted model, not a curated record.